UUGCUUCUUCCUACACCGGAUCGUUAAACCAUAUUGUAAUUAGACGCAUACUUACCUACCCAAUUCUUUCUUGCUUCUCUCACAACAUCUUUGCUGCGGAGGGUUGGUUUCGACAAUUCUCGAUUUCGACAACCAGUGCUAAUUUGCAGAAAAGUCUUCAUCAACUCACUCAAAUGCUUUUCAAGACGUCAAUUCCAACAUCGUAAUAUAAGACGGUCCGUUGAGCUACAGCUGUGCUCUUCUUUGUUUGAUUUAUCACUUCCCCAGCAGCACAGCAAUCCCGAUGGCGGACCGACUUCUGGCAGCGAAGCUAACCGCUGAUGCGGAUGCUUUGUCUCCGAGAGAUGCUAAUGCUCAACUCCCUAACCGGGUGGUAGCUGUUGCGAAAGCUAAAGCGAUGCCAGCCGCUAAAGCUGUCCAGAAGGAAAAGGAACCUCCCCCGCAGCCCCCUUCCGUCGUCUACGAGCCACCAAGCUUCGAUCGUAAAGACGGAGCUGCGUAUCAGGUCGGAAAAAUGCUUGGAAAGGGAGGAUUCGCGGUGUGCUAUGAAGGAUACCUCGCAGGAAGUAAAAGUAGGAGGAAAUAUGCACUGAAAAUUGUUCGGAGUAAAAUGCCUUCUAAAAUGGAGCAAAAGUUCCAAACCGAAUUACAAAUUCAUUCUAAAAUGAGGCAUCAGAACAUUGUUCAGUUCCUGAGAGCAUUCUCCUUUGAAAAUUGUACUUAUCUUGUUCUGGAAUUAUGCCCUAAUGGCUCAUUGAUGGAUAUGGUCAAGCGAAGAAAGGGAUUGACGGAACCCGAGGUGCGAUUCUACUCGAUACAAAUCGCUGGUGCCAUCAAGUACAUGCAUGCCAAAGGCAUAAUCCACCGAGACUUGAAGAUGGGGAACAUCUUUCUCGACAAGGACAUGAACGCCAAGAUUGGCGACUUUGGCCUGGCGGCAUUGCUGGUUACAGGCAGAGAUAUGCAAACAAUUCGUCGUACGACGUUGUGCGGAACACCCAAUUACAUUGCCCCCGAGAUUCUAGAGAAGGGAAAGAAAGGCCAUGACCAUAUGGUCGACAUAUGGAGCUUAGGUAUUAUCAUGUUUGCUAUGCUCACCUCCAAGCCGCCUUUCCAAUCAUCGACGACGGACGAGAUCUAUCGUCGUGCCAAAAAUCGGGAUUAUGAAUGGCCCAAGCCGGAAAAUUCCAACAAGUAUAUAUCAGAAGAAGCGAAGGAUGUUGUCGCUACUAUGUUAGAAGAAGCCGAGUUACGACCCGACCCUGACGCCAUUGUCCAGCACGACUUCUUCCUCUCUGGCUAUAUCCCGGCGCAAUCAGAAAUAACCACGAAGCUACGCGACUACCCACCUGAAGGAGAUCAUUUUUAUAACAUCGAGUUAACGCCACGUAUGGUCGCCCAAAACAUGCGUAACUUAAAAGAGAUGUGCAGAAACUGUGAGGUUGGACCCUGGAACAGCGCCCAAUCGGUAUACAAAAGCACUUGGAGAGAAGUUGCACUGGAGGAGAAGGCUGGACUCACUCCAAUUAUUCCACUUGCUGAAGGAAUUGUUUAUAGGCCUUAUGAGGAAGUUAGCAGGGAGCAGAAACUUCUCCAAGUACCCUCUCGAGUGGCUCCCCAGCCUGUUUCAAACGAAGGUACAGCGACGCAAGGAGGGGUCAGUGGUUUAUUACGAGCACCACCUCAAAGCUUCGCAGCACAGCAGCGUGCGCAAAAUCGCCCUGCAAAGCCAUCUGGUAUAGUACGGUCUCGAACGGUAGAUGAUAUGCAAGCACCUAGUGCUUCUAGCACUAUGAGAUCAUCGCGUCCUAAGCGAGAGAUUGCCCAAAGCACAUCGGAAAACAAUCUCGCGUCGAAAUUAUCGGCGUUGACUUUAUCAUCAGCCGCACAACAACCCACGAUAGCAGAGGCGCCCUUGCCCGCCCCGGCACUAGAAGAAAAGGCCCUCCCUCAGAAAGAGACUGAGAGAGUGACAUCGUCUAGAGUGACGAAGGUGCCUAGAGAAAUCCCCACGGGGACCUUGUUUGGACCCUCAGAGCGCAAGAUGGCGGUACCAGACACUCAGCCCGACUUUGUGCUAGAAAGACUUCGUCGUUUACAGAGCGAACUCGAGCGUGCUCUUAACUCCCGAUCGAUGGCUAUUAUAGGUAAAGGACCGACGCCAUCGCCACCACAUAUUGUCGUUAAAUGGGUAGACUAUUCCAACAAGUUCGGACUGGGCUAUAUUCUGAACGAUGGAAGCGUUGGCUGUGUGCUCAAGAGCAUACCAGGCAGCGCUAAAGGGGGAAAGACGGUUACACUACCACCAAGCUGUAUUCUGGUUCGAGAGGCCGAGCAGCAUUGCUCGCGACGACACGACCCAGGAUAUCCUGAUCGGAACCAAAUUGUUCCCAUGAGCCAGGCGGUGCAAUUCUAUGAAAACAACGGCGAGUCUGGCUUAUCUACUGUCUUUGUCCAUCCCUCGCAGUUCAAAAUCAGCAUAGGUCCGGAUGGAACCCCUGGAAAAAUACCAGUCGGCCGUGAUAUUUUUGAUUACCGCAAACGUGAGCAUCUUAUCUUAUGGAAGAAAUUUGCCAACUAUAUGAUGGCGUACGGGCGGGAUCAGGAUACCACAACGGAUGAUGCUGGUCUAGUACAGGUUCCUACGUCUACUAAACAAACAAUGCCGCCCAGCGACGUAGUUACUUUCUACCAGCGAAUCGGAGACGUAGGUUGCUGGGUCUUUGCCGACGGUCAUCUCCAGUUCAACUUCCCCGACCAUACAAAGAUCGUCCUGGAUGCGACCGGGACAUGGUGUCACUUCUGGCAUCUCCCGCAGGAAUCAGCUGAGAAGCUGGCGGCCACAGGUGAAUUGGAUGAGACCGCUCUUGAUGAGAGAGCUGUUCUAUCCUAUCCCCUACAGACGCUCCUAAACUUCGCAGCCAAGCCAGCUAUUCGGCCAACGCGUAACGCUACACGCAAACGGCCAGAGAUUAAUCCCAUGAUACAAGGUAUCCCUGCGGCGAACGACUUCCGCCGUAAGAUUGAGUUUAUCAAGAACAUUAUCAAGGAAUGGGUUACAAACGGUGGUUUGGGUAAUAGUAACAUGGAUCGCGAGCACCGACAACAGUGGACAGGCUGCCGCGAAACGGUACACAGCGGGCCUAGCAAGCACGUUUGGGUCACGAUCGGAGCUCGCUGGGGCGACGAGAGGUACUCGGCCGUCGUUGACCCCAAGAAGCCCGGAGAACUGGGUAGCGAAGUCGAAUCAACCAAGGGGGGCGCGUAAAGCUACCUAAUUUUUGGGUUGUGGAGAGGAGUUUCGAGAGCGAUCGAUUAUUAACGUUGCUAUUUCCGACGUCAUGAGUCAUGACAACAUGGGCGUUUGCGUGUAUGUUCACUAAUAGUUCAUUUCAAGAGCCUAAAGGGGUUCCCAUCGCAUGGCGUUAUUUGGGGGGAGGGAAAGGGGUUAUAUAGCUAAGGUACCUUUAUUCAGUUUAUUAUAUUCGACCACAAAAACGUAAUGGAGAG
Molecule: messenger RNA, 3510 nt
Organism: Daldinia caldariorum
Lineage: Eukaryota; Fungi; Ascomycota; Sordariomycetes; Xylariales; Hypoxylaceae
Product: kinase-like protein
Exons: 4
Coding region: 284-3268 (994 amino acids)
Biological process (GO): regulation of cytokinesis; mitotic cell cycle; protein phosphorylation
Cellular component (GO): spindle pole; spindle pole body; cytoplasm
Molecular function (GO): protein binding; protein kinase activity; ATP binding
Source: RefSeq, a predicted model, not a curated record